AUGGACAUUGCCAACACCACAAACCGAGAGACAGGAACAAAGCGUCCGGCGAAAGGAUUACGCCGAGCCUGUUGGGAAUGCAAGAGGCGAAAUGUCCAAAAAGGUUCGAGCAAAACGAGCAUAAGCCCGCACUCCAGUGUCGACAGCCUCGAGCCGGAGCGUGCUGAUCAGACCAAUGCAUGCUCAUUACACAUUGGGGAGCGGCUGAACAAGCUUGAGAACUUCUUUGAAAAGUUUGCUGGUCGCAAGAGUUUCGCCAUCGCUACCCCUUCGGAUUCCCCCUCGAACCCGAUGUCGGGAGAAUGUAGCAAGAAGCAGUCAGGACAGGGUCUACCUGAGAUAGCGAAAGAUGUCCGGAGCAUCUCGUCUUUCGGUGAUGGAACCCGUAGCGCGCAAACAUGGACUUCAUCACCCUCCAUCCGUACACUGGUCGAUGAACAGGACAGCGCGCACUUGUCCACUAAUGACACCAUCCGCCGGACCCUAGUUGCCCUUCUGCCCUCGCAGCAUGAUGCGGAUAUCAUAUUUGAGUCGUCUAACGGAUGGAUGAUCCUGGAUAGCGUUUACAAAGCCUCUCAAGACAUAUACGUUAACAGGGAUGUGCAGUCCUACGCCCUAGACAUGGCAGCUGUUGCUCAUAAUCCAUCAAUAAUUGUGGCUCGCACCCUCCUCCAUCUAGCAGUCUGCAUCAAUGUACUUCCACCAGAAUUCGAUCCGGCACGAAUAUCAAAUCUGGGAUCGCUGGAGGCCACCACGCUUGUCUAUGUCAACACUGUUACUUCUUUAAUUACCUCCUCAGACGAGAAAAUGCUGACUCUCCACGGACUUGAGAUGCUGCUGCUUCUCGCCAUCUACCACAUAAACAGUGGCAGUUUUCGUCAAUCGUGGCUCAUCGUCAGACGGGGCCUGAGUCUGGCGCACCUCAUGGGAUUUCAACGCAUCAUCACACAGCCAGAUUGUAAGCCGCCGAUACCAGGGUCUUGUAGUGCCAAGGCGAUAUGGACACAGCUUGUUAAUAUGGAUCGAUACUUGGGAUUGCAUAUGCGCCUUCCUUUUGGUUCAGAGGACUAUCCGCUUGUAGACGACACUCAUUUGCAUCUCAUCUACCGCUCAAAGGUCAACGCGAUUUCGAGGCAGAUAGCCGAACUCGAUCGCGACGUCUCACCACACUCUUAUGCGCGAGCGCUCAGUCUCGACGAGGAAUUGGAGUUGAUUGUGAAAGAAGUCCCGAAAGACUUCUGGGACGUGCCCAACAUCUCCUCUACAGUCCGGUCACCAGAGUGCUUCGCAGUGCUCGAGAAACUGAUGGUGCAAUUGUGGCAUUUCGAAAUGAAGGUCUUUAUCCACUUACCCUACCUCUUACGCCACCAUAGGGAUAAUCGAUACGCGUUUUCAAAAGCCACAGCUCUCCAAGCAAGCCGCAACAUUGUGAUGCGAUGGUUCGCGCUCAGGAGCGCAAGCAUGACGCAAGCCUGUUGUCGAUUCGCGGAGAUUGGUGUCUUCAUCGCUGCAGUCACGCUCGCACUGGACAUUGUCAUCGAACUCAGCACACGAGAGAAGAGUGAAGUGAAGAAGUCUAAAGGGCCAGACUUUGCCAUGAUCUGCCGUCUUAUUGGGGAGAUGGAAGCACUGGCCAAAGCGAGUGAGCGCGAGAAGAUUGCAGCGCGAAGCGCAAUUGUGCUUAAGAAGAUACUUUCUUCCCUUGAUCCGAGUAGACAAGAUACCGGGAAGGCUCGGCUCACCAUGCCGUACUUUGGCACUGUGCUGUUGGAGUUUACGAAAGUGCCUGUCAGACCGGCAUUCGAUCUCGACUCGGAUACAGGCAGCACGAUGGACGAGGGGCGGCAUUUUCCGGUAUUCUCGUUUGUUAGUAAUGCGCUGUGGCCGACGGCGGCGGGGGAUGACGGUCUGGAUUGGGAUAUUGUGCUCUUCGACGGGCUGGAGGAUAGGGAUGUGGAAGGGAAUUGGGUGUUUUGA
Messenger RNA from Dothidotthia symphoricarpi CBS 119687, 1977 nucleotides. RefSeq lists its product as uncharacterized. The record is from RefSeq and is a predicted model, not a curated record. The transcript is spliced from 3 exons. NCBI's taxonomy places the organism in Eukaryota, Fungi, Ascomycota, Dothideomycetes, Pleosporales, Dothidotthiaceae. The coding region runs from base 1 to 1977 and encodes 658 amino acids.